GUUUAUUUACUUUACUUGUAUUAAUUUUGCAGAUGAUUCCAGACAUUUCUGGUAUUCUUAUUUGUAAAAAUAGAUGGGGUUUGACGUUAAUGCGUUAAUAGAUUAAUAUAAGAAGCACCAAAUAUGUGGAUUAGAGGGCGCAGUUUACGUCCAGGCCGGACAGAGGAUGAAGAUGAAUUUCAACUGGAUCUUACCAAAGAUUAUGCUGAGAGCAUCCGUGAUAUUCUCAUCAACCUUUGUAAGAAGCAAGGCACCACUUCUGAGAGAAGGAGACUCAGUUACUUGAAUGGUUUUGUCAAGAUAAUUACAAAGUGUGAAUAUGACUUCAGCAAGUUGGGAUUCACAGCUGAUGAGAUUUUAUUCUGUUUAAGGCCAUCAUUGCUACAUGACACAACACAGGUCAGGUCUGGAGGACUGCGCGCGCUACGUUACAUGCUUCGUACCAAACAUGAGGCUACUAUCUGCAUAAAACUUCAGUAUCCACUACUUGUAGCCAGGAGCAUGGACCUGGUGACUGGGAACGACAAUGAACGAGUACAGGCACUUCGUGUUGUGCGCAGGCUUCUGUGUCUAGAUGCCGCUCAGUUUCCAGUGUCCCUGGCUCGCUCCCUUGUCGCCAUCGCAUCCGGAGCGCCCGAAGAUCAUCUCAUGAACCUCUCUCUUGGCGCCCUCUCAGAACUAUGUGUACUGAACCCGCAGCUGCUGAUAUCUGUGGGCGGUGUAACCACAAUACUGCGCAGUCUGGCCAAUGUCCGUUCAGCUCGUAUGGCCGAGGCCAUGGUUGGUGCUUUACUGUACCUGCAGAAUCGUCCGGAAACAAGGCGUAGUGCGGCUCUGAACCUUGACUGUCUGGCUGCCCCCUACACUGACCUUCAGGCCAUCGACAAGGCAGCAAAAGAAAAGGAGGGUGCGAAUUACGACAGGUUCAAGUGGCCACAUGUUACAUUAUUAUCCACAUUGCGCUCAUGGCCGGGAGUACUGCACUUCUGCCACCCUUUGAAGGAUGGGCUACGCUCAAUAGUCGCAACGCUAUAUCUCAAUCAGCUGGAUGUUAGGAAAGCCGUGCUGGACCUGCUGUAUGAGCUGUUGUGCCUAGCCCAGCCGGAGUGGAGUGAUGAAAUCAGUGUGGCAAUGGAGGCUGUUGAUCCGUCCCGACUACAGGAGGCCUUUAAGUUGUCAGAAGGCUUUGUGGCUGCAGAGGGAAAGAUGGUCCUUCCACACCUUUCCAAAAGCAGAGUGAACCUGUCAGAGCUGCACCUGUCACUGUUGCUCUAUUGUUUCUUGGAAGCUGGACUACUAGAUGCUAUCGUGGAAGUGAUCAUCGCAGAAGACACUUUUUUGUCUGUACGAGCUACCAUACUACUUGGGGAGCUUCUACACUUGAUACACCUACUGCUUCCACCUGAAUGCUGUCACUUGACACCUUCGCUACCGAACCUACUGUCAUACGCUGUACGAGGCCGUCCACAUGCUGCUAUUAAGCCUGAUUAUUUUGACUCACCAGUUAUAUCAGUGUCUCCUGCCAACUCCAGCAGUGACUCCAAGAAGGACAUCCCCUCACUGCGGGUGGGAGUGCGGAGUGGUCACAGUUCAGUGCGGACAGUGUCUGAGAGCUCAACAGGGAAGCCUUGUGCUGGUGAGACUGGUGACAGACAUCUAGGCAGUGACCAUUCUCCACACAACUCUGAGCGGAAAGAACUGUCUGACUCCAAGCCUAAAACAAAACCUGACCAAACGGCUCACUUCUUGAAGGAUGUGCGUGAGGUGUUGGCGGAUAUGACAAAUGCUGCAGAUGUCAGGUCACCAUACAGGACAGUGAGAGGUCGAUUUUGGACCCACAGCGAGAUGGAUGGAUUUGGUGUUGGAACUCCACUCUCGGAACCUCCUGCUUGCAGUCGUGCCCAGCAGCGUGCCAUGGGGGCUGUGAUGGCGCUCUCACGACUGCACCGACUACUGCGACAGCGUCCUGCCCCCGCCAGCAUUCAUCUGGACCACGUUCUAGCAUCUGUCACCGGCCGAGCAGGGCCUGACGGAGUGGAAUUGGCACGUGCCAAAGGGAAGACACACAGCAGAAACAAACUGAACCAGAGAAAGUUUUCUACAAUUUCUUGGCAGCAGUAUAUUUGUAUACGAAGAGGACAAAGCGAACAUCAGUACAAGCUUUUGACAAAGGAGUGCGAUGAAGCGAUCAAAGAUUCCCAUGUGCUGACGAAUAAAGAUUGCUUCGGUUGGAACUGGGACAUAAUACGAGCUAUUCUGAAGAGCCGACCACAGUGCCUGCGUAAAUGUGAGGAGAGCAACCACCGCCAGUUCCUACGCAGGUUGGUACAGUUUGUGCUGCCCUCAUCACGCCAAAUGUCUCGUGUGGAUUUCAACACUGACCGACGUAAAGUCAACAACUACACACUCGCCGCCAUGGAGCUGUUGGAUUGUCUACUCUGUGGCUACCAGGAAUCGGAGUGUGACAAGUUGUUGUCAGAGCUGCUUACUGUGAUCAAGACACAGCUGGAAGCAAUCUCCACGGCCAAGUCAGUCCAUGAUUGCAUGCUGAGCCCUCUAGCUGUCACCAAUAGUCUUUGCCAAGACUACUUCCUACUGGUGGGCCAUCUGACUCGCUCCCAGGCGGGUGUCGACUUGCUCGACAACAUGGGUAUUCUACAAGUGCUGUUAUCAUUGGUAACCACUUCCAAACACGAUUGCUACGUUAAAUUGAUCAUCUCUAGUUUGGACUAUUCAUCUGAUGAGAGAAUCAGGAAUGUGAUGUCGAGCACACUUGUGUGCGAUCAAGACUCGUCACGAUUGUAUGCCACCAAAUUUCUGCGUGUUCUGCUGCGUACGCCACUUACCAAGCGUGCAGAUUACGCACGGUGGGUAGUUGAGCUACUCGCCACUCAGCUGUCAGAUAAGAACCGCGCUGUCUCACUAAGUGCCAUAGCUGCGUUGGAUGAGGCCUGCGAUGUUAAAGAGUACCUGGACGCUUUGAUCAACUUGCGACCGUCCCUCCUCCAUUUGGGUGAUAAAGGCCUUCUGCUCUUAAUUCGCUUUUUGUCCACCGAGAAAGGUUUCAACUACAUGAACGAGGCCAACUUUGUGUCAACACAACUGUCCAAAUGGGUUAAGUUCAACUACAAGUACGUGUGUAUUGUGGAGGGAGAGCUAGCCGAUGGUCUGACACUGGUGGAAAGAAACGAAGAUGGCCGUUACAGUUCACGUCUGAGUAACACCAAGCGAGUGCCUGGAGAUGUGUAUGUACCACCACACCUGUAUGGACAACUGACACAACACCCAGCCGGCCUUAACUUGCUACUGGCACAUGAGAACAUACCAAAACUUGUGCAGGUUGUGCUCCAAGGACUAUGUGGCUCUGACAAUGAGAUCAUGGACCUGAAGGCAGCUGUAUGGGCACUGGGACAUUUGUCCUGCUCUACUGGAGGGGCUCUGUGGGCACGUGCCAACGGAAUCACCAAGUCUCUAGUCGGUCUAGCCUGCACCAGCCCUGUCUACGCAAUACGUCUUGCGGCCUUCCACGCUAUUGCACUCACUGCUACCACUGUUGAGGGCGCCGACACAUUACUUACUCUGGGUUGGUAUACGGUACGACACAACCGAAACGAGCGCUGGCCCGUGGUGGCACCACUAAACCUCCUGGAGGACGCUCUGCUCCAGUACCAGGAGGACAAGUACUUGAACAGAGACUCCAGUGAGAGUACUGAUACCUCUGAGUCGACAACAAAGAAUGGGAAUGGUCUUUUUAUCCUUGGAGAAGACACAAUAACGGAGGGAAAUGAGUCCUUUAUUGGCUUUACAGCACGGGAACGAGCGAUGAGAGAGCGCAAAUCUGCUACACUCCCACCAGCAGGCUCUAGUCACACGUACCACCAUAAUCGCAGCUACAGUGAGAGUAAGGCGGACAAUGAUUGGCCCCGCAGCACCACCCCAGCACCCUCCCACAGUGGCUCGGAUAUCACAGACUUUAGGAAUGAGAACAUCAGGUUAUACUCUGAGAGCAGCACGAGUGGGACAAGCUCAGGAGGAGAAUCGUACCAGCCUCGUACUUACAUCAGUGAAAGACUAAUGCAGACUCUUAGCCCUAUUCCCAGUUCAGGCUCAAUAGCAACUGUGAAGUCCCAUAGAAGAAUCAGUGUUGCUUCAUCUCAAGGUCCUCAGCUGAGCCCACAGGACAUGAUGGGCUAUGCAGCUCUUCGGAAGAUCCAUCACAGCCGGCGCCCCAAGCUGUUUGCCUCACCCCAUCUCUCCCUUCACUUCUCUCAGUCAGCUCCCGCCCACUUGUCCCCCCUCUCACCCAUUGAACUGAUUGCCUUCCAGGACUGGAAGCAGAUGUCUCCGCUUGUCCGGCCCAAACAUCCUGACAACCAUCCAGUAGAGCCGCAGUUUGAAGUGAGUGGAGUUCAUUGUCCUCUGCCAAGCGACUCUCUUGCCCCACAAACCCUCCAUUACGAGAGCAGUCGCAGCUGUAUCGCUCCACCCCCAGAUGAUUCUGUUGAAGAGUCAACCGGCCCUUGUUACCUGGGAAUCUGCUUACCUCAACAUAUCAUAGAUCUGUUUCCUGUGGAGGAGCUCCCUGUUAGGCCUGAAGACCCUCAUCUGGACAACGCAUCCACCACAGGGAUGGAUGUGAGCUCCUGUGACUCAGAGACAGAUACUGGACCGGAGGGAGAGGCAGAUCGCUCAAUGACAAAACCUCGUCCAGUAGCUAAGCGCCGUCAUGAUCGUACUUCUUGUCUACUCUGUUCCGUCUCCAAAAUUGCCAACCCACGACAGACCCGUUGGCGUAAAAUAUCUGCCAGUUCUCAUCGCACGCGCACGGAGACUGAGAGCAGUUAUGGUGGUGCUGGAAACGAUGGUGAGAGUCCAGUCAUGGUGCAGUGGCAGAGUAAGGGUGGACUGGAGGGCAUCACCAGUGUAGAUAGUUCCAGCACUGACAUCACAACCACGGGUCCACGUUCUGUUGGAGACAACUUCAAGAGUAGAUCAGUGAUUCGCAAGGAGAUCCUCAGGCUGGCAGAUCAACUGUGCAACCCUGUCUUGACCAGGACCUGCAAACAGUCACUGCUCCAGUUGAAACAGCAGUACAGUGAUGUGUUCAACGAUGUUUGUGUAUAUUCGGACAUAUGUGCAAUUAUGGCUUCAGCAUCACUCAAAAUCACUUCCAGAAGGUUCCUGCAAGAAUUGUUCCUAGAUGCUCCAUUUUCUGAAAUCUACGAAGAUCCACUUGCUCUGUUGAGUGUCCAGAACAACACGGAUAGUGAAGAUGGAACCAUUGCAGAAAAAAUUUCUUUGGGAUCUGAAGCGUCAGUUGUAGAGGAUUCAAGUGCAGAGCCAAACACUUGGAAGAAUUCAGGUACAAAGAUGAACGGUUUCGACACAGAUCAAAGGGGACAGGGUUAUGAACUAGAGGUGAUACUGGAGAGUGAUGCCCGCAGCGAGAACAGUGACGUCUGUCGGAGUAGUGGUGGGUUGGAAGGGGGCCGCGGCCGUAGUUCGACAGGAGACAGUCGUUGCAGUGUAACACAUCUCGAGGAUGUGACAGAUAACGUACAAUCACAAACCACUGGAGAAGCAGAGUCCCAUAUAACUGUCUCCAGGAGUUCCCAACAACUCCGUAAAGAGUUUUUCAAUGCCACUUUAUCACCAGAAUCUACGUCAAGUAUGGAUAAAGGUAAAGUUCCUAAUUCUGAAAACAAAGCUGCUACAGAAAGUUUUGUAUCUAAGGUCGCAGACUCUAUUUCAAAAAGUCAGGGAAUGCUUGAAAUGAAAUUAAAUGCCAAGGAGGGGAGUAUUUUACAAUCACUUUCAUUGACAUCAAUAUCUCAGCCUGUGAUCACAUCAAUAGACAGUUCCACAUCAGAAUUACAGACUUUCAGCCAAAGUGUUGACAUUUCUGAAAGUAACGUAACACAAAAUGAAAGUUUUGAAAAGUUGAAAUCAGACAAGAUUGAAAAUAAAACUGUGAAUCAACAUCCAGUAGGGGAUCGAAGUCCAAGGAGUUUGGAAAAACCCAAGCAAGAUAAAAAAGAAAGGAUACUCACCCAAGAUAUACUAUCCAAAGAAACAAUAACGUCAGUUAACAAUGUCAGUAAAUCACCUCAACCAUUAGGUAAGUCAAAAAGAUUAAACAAUACAAAGCUGUUAACUCCUAUCAAAAGUGAAAUAACCUCUUCAAAAAAAUCCAAAGACCAAAUAACAUCAUUGAGUUCAGAUCAGUCAAACCAAAUUAAGGAUGGAGUUUCCUCCAAAUUGAAGACUGAAGUUAAAGUUGAAAGUUUAGUUAUAAAAAAAGAAAAUAAUAAAAGUCCCAGUGUUGCUGAUACUGGAAAUGAUGCAUCUACGUCUAAGGCGUUAUUAAAAUCCACAAAAUCUAAUGAGACACCACUCAGCACAGGAAAACCUCCGAUAGGUUCUGGAAGACAGAGAAGAAAAGCAACCACUAAAACUCCAAAUAAGGAUUCUCUAGAGACAGUAAAAAAGAAGUCAGAAUGCGAAAGUAGAUGAAAGUAACUCAGCCCUUGUAAAGGGCACCCAUCAUUAGUUCUUGUAAAACUAACAAGGUUUUAAAACCUGGUUUUAAUCCUGGUUGCUUAGCAAUAGCUUAAGAGCAAGUAGUUUUAGUUUUAACUUAUUUUGUUAAUGUAUUUCCAAUAAGAAAAAGAUUCAUGUAACAUCUUAUGAAAAUAAUAAGCUAAAUCACAAUAAAGAUUUAUAAAAUCCACAAAAAUGUAAA
This is a messenger RNA of Homalodisca vitripennis (glassy-winged sharpshooter), 6742 nucleotides long. Its product is annotated as rapamycin-insensitive companion of mTOR-like. The coding region runs from base 124 to 6513 and encodes 2129 amino acids. Gene Ontology annotation, biological process: TORC2 signaling; positive regulation of phosphatidylinositol 3-kinase/protein kinase B signal transduction. Lineage: Eukaryota; Metazoa; Arthropoda; Insecta; Hemiptera; Cicadellidae. Gene Ontology annotation, cellular component: TORC2 complex. Gene Ontology annotation, molecular function: protein serine/threonine kinase activator activity. The transcript is spliced from 35 exons. The record is from RefSeq and is a predicted model, not a curated record.